AUGGUCGAAAAUAGCAGCUACAAUAAACCAACAAAUUACAGCACAAAGGCCUGCAACGGAUACCUACUACCAAGACCAAAACCGCCUUUCAACAACAAUUUCUCAAGAAACCCUUCUCGAGAACGCCCUAGGGAGCUUGAACAUCGCCUUUGCAAGUAUUGGAUGGUGAAUCGGGAAUGCCCAUAUGGUGAUCGCUCUAAGUUUUUGCAUUCUUGGUACCAUAUCGGUAAUACCAGUGUUGAUGAGUGCUUUUCCAUAUUGGCAAGGCUUGACGGCCACAAGAAGGCUGUUUGCGGUAUCGCUUUCCUUAUUAUGUCUGACAAGCUUUUUACUGGGAAUAAAGAUGGCACUAUUAGAAUCUGGGACUGCCACUCUGGCAAGCGCAAUCGGGUUGUCAAUCUUGGUGCUGAAAUUGGCCAUCUUAUUAGUGAAGGCAGUUGGGUUUUUAUUGGGUUGCCUAAUCUCGUCAAAGUUUGGCACUUGAAUGGAGAAAAUAUUAAUGACUUUUCUUUGGAAGGACCUGUUGGUCAAGUCUAUGCUUUGGCUGUUCAUAAGGACUUGCUUUUUGCUGGGGCAGCUAAUGGUGAUGUUUUGGUAUGGAAAUGGAGCUUUGAGGCCAAUCCAUUCAAAUUAGUGACAACCAUCAAAGCAUACAAACAGGCAGUUGUUUAUUUACGUGUUGGCGCUGGAACUAAUCGAUUGUAUUCAGGCUCUAUGGAUAACACAGUGAAGGCAUGA
This is a messenger RNA of Dovyalis caffra, 738 nucleotides long. The record is from the annotation of a GenBank genome assembly. NCBI's taxonomy places the organism in Eukaryota, Viridiplantae, Streptophyta, Magnoliopsida, Malpighiales, Salicaceae.